Molecule: messenger RNA, 2879 nt
Organism: Drosophila rhopaloa
Lineage: Eukaryota; Metazoa; Arthropoda; Insecta; Diptera; Drosophilidae
Gene: Tsf2
Product: melanotransferrin
Exons: 7
Coding region: 94-2568 (824 amino acids)
Biological process (GO): iron ion transport
Cellular component (GO): early endosome; extracellular region; recycling endosome
Source: RefSeq, a predicted model, not a curated record
CUGGCGAUCUUGAGCUGGGCUUGGGUGUGGUAUAUUGUUUGACUAAUUGUUUUUAAGAUUGGUCUUUUUAUUUAAUUUACUUAUUUACUGAAAAUGGCUAGAAGCCUCGUUUUUGUGGCACUAGUCGGCGCUUUAUGUUUUACACUUGCUAACGCACAACACCACUAUGACGAGCACAAGACCAAAAAUCUCAUCUGGUGCACCAAGAGCCAGGCAGAACAGUACAAAUGCCAGAAUCUCACGGUGGCCAUCGAACGCGAUCGAGCAUUGUUCGACGAGGUGUUCCUGAAUCUCACCUGCUUCAAGGCCUACAGUGCGGAUGAGUGCAUCCACCACAUCGAUCGAGAGAAGGCGCACAUUACUUCGCUGGACGCCGGAGAUGUUUUCACGGCGGGCCGAUACAACUCCCUGAUCCCCAUUAUGCGGGAAAAGCUGGAGGGCGGCUUUAUGGAAUAUCAAUCCGUGGCCGUUAUCAAAAAGGGAUCCCUGCCUGAUUUAAAUAAUCUCCGCGACUUCCGAAACAAGAGGGUCUGCUUCCCCUGGGUGGGCAGUCUUGCAGGUUGGAUUGUCCCAAUUCAUACGCUCCAAAGAGAAGGCGGCAUGGAAGUUGUGGACUGUAACAAUCAAGUAAAGACAGCUGCCAGCUAUUUCAACAAUUCGUGUGCCGUGUACUCUCUAUCCGACAAAUACAAUCCCAUUGGCGACAACUCAGAUAAACUUUGUUCGCUCUGCACUGGCAAGAUUCCUGGAGGACGCUGCUCGUCUUCAGAUCCCUACUUUGGCUACGAAGGCGCCUUCAAGUGUUUGUUGGAGAAAGGAGAUGUUGCAUUUUUGCGCCACUCGACAGUAUCUGAAAUGCUGCAGACCACUGAAUUCAAAAACUUAUCACCGGACACUUUUGAGCUACUCUGUCGCGACGGUCGCCGCGUUCCCAUUAACGACUAUCGACAGUGUAAUUGGGGCCAAGUUCCCGCGGAUGCCAUUGUGACAUCUUCAGCACGCAGCUUCAACGAUCGAAAGCAAUAUCAGCAAUUCCUGAAACGCAUUGCGGAGUUGUAUUCCGAUGGGGUCCGUGAAGAUCAAAGCAAACUGAAUGGGCAAGGAUUUAGCAACAACAACAAUUACAACGUGCAGGGUCAAAAUGGUGCCUACGAUCAGUUUAAAAACCAGUACGAAAAUAAUGACCCUUAUAGAAACCAAUACAAUCAGUACCGCAGUGAACGCUUGGACAGUAGUUUCUCCGAAGACAACAAUCCGCAGGACGGCACCAACACAUCGAUUCUUUUUGAGAAGUUUCGCAUAUUUGAUUCGAAACGAUAUGGCAAGCCAAAUUUGCUUUUCCAGGACUCAAGCCGGGCUCUUAGUAUUAUUCCUGAGGAUGAUCAGUCCUUUACAAAAUAUUUGGGACCUGCCAUUGACCUUAUUUACGGCAUUCGAGAAUGUCCUGUUCCGGCGAUGACCCUUUGCGUGACUUCAGAAAACGAACUCGAGAAAUGUAUCAAGAUGAGGACUGCCCUAAAAGCGCACCUCCUAAAACCGGAACUAAUUUGCAAGAAGAUGCACUCCCACAUAAACUGCAUGCAGUUCAUCGAAGCGGGUAAGGCCGACAUUUCUGUUUUCGAUGCCGGAGAUGUGUACACUGGCGGACUGAACUACGACCUGAUUCCCUUCAUGUCGGAGGUGUACAAUCUUGGCGAGCCCGAGUAUUAUGUGGUCGCUGUGGCCAAGGAGGAGGAUCCCGAUACGGAGUUAACUUACCUUAAGGGUAAGAAUACCUGCCACACGGGCAUCAACACCGCAGCUGGCUGGACAUAUCCAAUGGCUCUCUUCAUCUCGAACGGUUGGAUUCGUCCGUAUGGAUGUGAUUCGGUGCGGGCUGCCGCUGAGUACUUCACCAAGUCUUGUGUACCGGGUGCGAUUAGCAGUGAAUAUAAUACUGGAGUGCCUUACGAUAGCAUGUGCGAUCUGUGCCAUGGAACUAGCUACAGAUACUGUCGUCGCGAUGCUUCCGAAGAUUACUAUGGACAUACCGGUGCAUUCAGGUGCCUGGUGGAGGGCGGCGGACAUGUGGCGUUUAUGAAGCACACCACGGUGAUGGAGAGCACAGGCGGCAAGCGCAAGGAAUGGUGGGCAAGGAAUGCUCUAAACGAUGAUUUUGAACUCCUGUGCACUGAUGGUACGCGUGCCGAGGUGCAGGACUACAAGCGCUGCAAUCUGGGCAAGGUGAAAGCCAAUGCCGUCGUAACCCGCGGAGGAGUCAACUACAACGAGACCCAAAUAAAUGCCUAUAUUAACCUGCUCACCUAUGCCCAACAACUGUACGGUCGGAAGGAAGUGGACGCUUUUAGCUUCAGUAUGUUCUCCUCGCCGAUUGGUCACUACGAUCUGAUCUUCCAGGACGCAACGCGGCAGCUCAAAGUAAUUUUGCCGAAUAAACGACGAUACGAUUCCUAUUUGGGCAGCGAUUUUAUGCGGGCUCGCCGUAUCACCGAUUGCUAUGCCGGUGCCUCACAGGUGGCAUUAUCCGUAGGCCUGCUCCUCGUGGCCUCCUUAGUUGCAAUACUCUAAACCAGUAGACUCGUUAGGAUUUCAGAAUUGUACAAGAAUCUCUAGCACAAAGAGAAACAUAUCAAUGAUUACAUUCCAAUUAUGUUUAAGAAUACAAGAAAAAACCAUACCGUCCGAAAAACAACAUUCCUUGAUGCAGAAUAUUAUCUGACGAAGGCUAUAAUUUUAAUUUUUAGUGCCUGUGCCUUAAUAUAGAAUUUGUUUGUGUACAUACCAACUAAGUCCGUCCAAAAAAUUGUAUCUAGAAAGUGUAAGCCGAAUCUUUUACAAAACUUUUAUAAGUAUACAAAUAAAAUGAUGAAACAAUUAGA